UAUAUCGAUCUUCAGAAUAAUCGAUACGAUAUUGAAAUUACUAGUUUCACGUGGGUUUAUUGCUUUUAAGGUUCCGGAUCUAUUGUUUUUAAAGAUUUCUUGAAAUUUUAACAAUGGCGUUAAAGAGAUUGAAGACCAGAAAGUCCAAAAGGCUGUCUGGAUGUUUAAAACAUAAGAUUGAAAAGAAAGUGCGUGAACAUAAUCGAAAAAUUCGUCGAGAAGAAAAGAAAUCUAAGAAGGGAAACAAAAAACAAAAACUAAUUCAAGUACCAAAUAUUUGUCCAUUUAAAGAGGAUAUCUUGAAGGAAGUUGUGGAAGCCCAAAAGAGGCAAGAGGAGGAGCGCAUACGUCGACGUGAAGCAUAUAAGCAAAAGCGCAAUGAUGAAAAAUCCAAAAGCCUCGAGGAUUUGGUGGAAGAUGCAAAUUUACGGGGCAAUGCGCAUUCGGACAUUUGUACCGAUUACAUCGUUGUUGAGGUAAAUUACGAUUGCUGAAUAAUACAUUUAUAGGGAAU
This is a messenger RNA of Rhagoletis zephyria (snowberry fruit fly), 514 nucleotides long. RefSeq names its product guanine nucleotide-binding protein-like 3 homolog. Lineage: Eukaryota; Metazoa; Arthropoda; Insecta; Diptera; Tephritidae. The record is from RefSeq and is a predicted model, not a curated record.